Messenger RNA from Hydractinia symbiolongicarpus, 4874 nucleotides. Its product is annotated as membrane-associated phosphatidylinositol transfer protein 2-like. The record is from RefSeq and is a predicted model, not a curated record. The transcript has 18 exons. Lineage: Eukaryota; Metazoa; Cnidaria; Hydrozoa; Anthoathecata; Hydractiniidae. Gene Ontology annotation, cellular component: cytoplasm. Gene Ontology annotation, molecular function: phosphatidylinositol transfer activity; phosphatidylinositol binding; phosphatidylcholine intramembrane carrier activity. Bases 176 to 3625 code for a protein of 1149 amino acids. Gene Ontology annotation, biological process: phospholipid transport.
ACCAAAUCUUUCCAUUCAACUUUUCGUUUUCAGAUAUUAAAAACUACAAAGCAUAAAAAAAUUUCAUGGAUUAACCAAAAGAACUUUUUCUGGAUUUGGUGAAAGUCCUAGGAAACAUGACAAACUUUAUUUAACAGAAGAACAUUAGGAGGAUGUGUAGACAACUGGAUUGAAAAUGUUGAUCAAAGAAUAUAGAAUCCCACUCCCAUUGACUCUGGAGGAGUAUAGAAUAGCACAGUUAUAUAUGAUUCAGAAAAAGAGUCGUCUAGAAAGUACAGGUUCUGGAAGUGCAGUUGAAAUUAUUGAAAAUGUACCGUACGAAAACGGUCCAGGUGGUAACGGACAGUAUACAAAGAAAAUUUAUCAUAUAGGAAGCCAUUUACCUGGGUGGUUAAAAUCAUUGUUACCCAAAACUGCUCUUCGUGUUGAAGAAGAAGCGUGGAAUGCUUACCCAUACACUAAAACUAGACAUACAUGUCCAUUUAUUGAUAAGUUUUUCAUUGAUAUAGAGACACAUUACUUAGAAGAUUACGGUCAGACGGAAAAUGUUUUUAAGCUUUCUAAAAGUGAAAGUAAAAAUCUUGAAAUAGAUCUCAUUGAUCCAAUAAAAGACAACUUUCCAACCAAAGAUUACAAAAAAGAAGAAGAUCCUCACUAUUUCAUUUCUAAAAAAACAGGGCGUGGUCCAUUGCAAGAUAACUGGUUAGAAGACUACGAAAAUGGAAAAGUUACAGAGCCUAUUAUGUGUGCAUAUAAACUUAUAAGGGUUGAAUUUAAAUAUUGGGGAAUGCAGAGCAAAAUUGAGCAGUUUAUUCAACACGGUUUGCGAAAUCCAAUUUUAGUUGGUCAUCGACAGGCAUGGUCAUGGCAAGACGAAUGGUUUGGUUUAACAAUUGAUGAUAUAAGGGAACUUGAAAGACAAACACAACUUGAGCUAUCAAAACGAAUGGUAAAUUUAACUGGAGAUACUGAAAAUGCAAACCACAAUGUAGUAGAAAAUGUUUCUGCAGAAAGUGAAAAGAAAAAGGAAAAAGAGGAAGACUCUGAAAGUUCGUCAUCAAGUGAUGUAGACCUUAGUGUGAAUUGUCAAAAGGAGACAUUCAAUACGAAAACAAGAUCUUCUGUUGAUCAGACGUCAGGUGCCUGUUUGCAACAAGAAAGGUUGCUUGAGAUACAUAUGAAACAUUUGGAACAAUCAGACAGUGACAAUGACAUCGAUGAUGAUGAUGACUUUUAUGAUGCAUUAGAGUCACUUGAUAAUGAUUAUUACAGACCUACACAUCGAAACUCAUCAGCUGCUUCACAAGAAACAAUUACUGGUGUUUUCAGUUCACACGAAAUGAAGGAUAAUGCUGAAGCAGUUACAUCUCCGACCCUCGACUUUCAAGAUUUGUCAUUCAGCAACACAAAAACACUUAUUUUCAUUAUCCAGGGUGGUAGUUUUAUAAAUGAUCUAGAUACAGAAGCAAAACUAAAAGACUUUGAAACUUUUGAAAGAGUAUUUACCACAGUGUGUCAUCAUAAUUAUCCUGGCUUAAGGGGUGGUGUACACUUUGAAUUAAUUGACUGCCAGUCUUUAACUAACGAUAUCUUGGAUUCACUUAAAGAGUUAAAUAUAUUUUCACAUAAUGCAUCAGAAGAAGUAAACAAUACUACGGAGCAUCUGUGCAAUAGUUUUCCAUUCAGUUCCAUGCCUCUUUUGCUUACGCAAGCACCAAACUUUCAUAUAAAUGCUGAUGAUAUGAUAAAACAAGUGAAUGAAAAAUACAACCAAUUCAUGACUGGUUUCAAAACAGAGGAUAUGAAUAUAGAGAUCUAUCUUCUUGCUGAUUGUGUGGGGGGCUUGUUAGUUUACCAAGCACUACGUGAAAGUUACAACGAUGAUGCGAUAUCUAUCGCGUCAGAUGAUCGCUCGUUAUCACAAGAUUCAGAACAGUUUUCCGUCGAUGUGUUCACCACAUCGUCUUUUGAUUUUGUCAUCAAUGGAGUGUUUAGUUUUGGUUCACCGAUUGGACUUAUUGCAUAUAAAGAUAAAUUAAGCACUGGCAAAGCAUGUCAACCACCACGUUGUGGACAGAUGUAUAACUUAUUCCAUCCCUAUGACCCCAUGGCAUCUCGUAUCGAACCAGUCGUCGAUCAAUCUUUCGGAAAAAUACGACCAGCUCCCGUCCCACGACACCAAGCUUUUCCAUACAACAACGAUAUACAGUAUAACUACACUUCAUUGUAUGAUGACAGUGAGGCUAUGGUGCAUGAUCACGAAUUGGCGUCUUCCAAACUAAACAGUCGAGAGAUAGAGAGGAAAAUUUCCACGGCUAGCACAUGUAGUACUCAAAGAAACAGUGCCUAUAACAACAAAUCACCUUUUGUACAUUGGUGGGGUACGAAGAGGAUUGACUAUAUGCUUCACUGUCCUGAUGGUUUGGAACAGUUCCCAGUGAGCACUUUAAUGCAGAUAUGUUAUAACAGUUACUGGGAAUCUAAAGAUCUUGUUACAUUUAUACUGUGGCAGAUAUUAGACGCAAAUCACCAGGCAAGCAAGCCUGACAAGAUCGAGCAAAUUGUUAGUUUUACGAAUCUGUUACCAAAAGAAAAGUGGCUAAAGAAACGUACUAAUUUAAAAAUUAAGAACAUGAGUCCAAAUCAUCGUGCGAAUGACAUCAUCUGUGCAGCAGGUGCCCAACAGUUCAUCAGUGGAAAGUUUGCGUACGGCCCGGUUGAUCUAGCUGCUCUCUCAUCAGAAAAGGUCGAUAUAUACAUCGCACCGAAACAGCGCAUGAAUGAUUGGAAGUUACUUGGUACGGACAUGACUGAUAGCCAUGGUAGAUUGUUUUAUUGUACGCCAACUCGAGGGAUGGAACCUGGUAUAUACUCGCUGAAGAUGGUGGUGAGGGGCGACCAUUCAAAUGUCAGUUCCAACAUGGCUAUCCUACCCGCCCAAACUGAAGCUGUCGUUUUCAGUAUUGAUGGUUCUUUCCUUGCAUCUUAUUCGUUACGAGGGAUUGAUCCUAAAAUCAGAGGUGGUGCUGUGGACGUAGUAAGGCAUUGGCAAGAUUUAGGCUACCUCAUCAUCUACGUGUCAAGCAGGUUGCUGUUUCAAAAAGGACAAGUGAUGUCUUGGCUGAGUCAGCACAAUUUCCCGUUUGGUAUCAUUCAUUUUUGUGAAAAUAUCUCCACUGAUUUUCAGAAACAUAAAAUUGAUUUUUUGAAGAAUAUAACAAAAUAUGAAAACGUUAGUAUACAUGCUGCUUACGGAGCAUCAAGGGAUAUCCCAGUGUACAUUUCGGCGUUAAGACUUAACGCGAGCAAAGUAUUUUUAAUUGGUAAAAAAACCAAGUCGAAAAAAGCAGAUGGUGUACAGUGGAUAUCUGAUGGUUACGCAUCGCACUUGAAAGAACUGAAGAAAAGCAGUUUGUCAAAACGUUGCUCGACCAAUAAGAAUAUGUUCAUGUCACUAGGUAGUAUGGGAACGAGCCGCCCCGAAGAAGCGCUAACGAGGUCACGUGAUCUGUCUGUGCUUGAUGAGGAAGUGGAGGACCCGAAACCCCGUUCAGAAAAGGGGUUGGGCCAUUCUUUUAUUAAAAGUAUACGUGCAAAAUCGAAAAGCCAUCAUCACAACAAAUAAAGAAUAUAAUUUUUGUGAUGGUGUGUUGGACACUUUGAUGUAUGAAAAGAAGUUUCAUCUGGAAUGGAAUUUCUCGCAACAAUUUAUCCAGGCGAUAAAGUCUAGCUAUACGAUGUGAUUUUUAUUCCUUUCUUAAUAUAUCGUCUAUGUUUAUCUGUUUUGUUUGUUUUAUUUAUUUGUUUUUUUUGUUUAUAUUUCUGUUUGUUCGUUUUUUAUCGUAUUUAUUGUAUUAAUUUGUUUUUGUUUGUUUGUUUGUUUGUUUGUUUGUUUGUUUGUUUGUUUGUUUGUUUGUUUGUUUGUUUGUUUGUUUGUUUGUUUUGUUUGUUUGUUUGUUUUUGUUUGUUUGUUUGUUUGUGUUUGUUUGUUUAGGGAAGUAUUGGAUUGUCGGUGACAAACCAAUAAAAACAAUAAAAGAUUAUAGGUGUGCUGGUUCACGUUAUUUUUAUUUAGACUUCUAGUAUAUUCAUUUUUAUAUUCCUUUUUUUAUAUUCUUUUUUUUUGUGUGGUGUUUACUUUUUAAUAUUAAACUUCGGUCCUUUCACGAGAGAGAGGAGCUUAACUAUUGGAGUACUCUGUCAUAUAAAAGUGCUAAAAUUAACGUUCUAUCUUUAAAAACGUGUUUCGAAAUGCUUCAAAAUAGUUAACUAGGAAUCAAAGUCAGAUUCAAAAUAUUAGUAAGGCAUGGCAAAACUGCCACAUCAGUCUGGGCUGCGACAUAACUAAAUAUUUCACCAGACAAAUUGUUUGACUUUCGAAGAUAUUAUUCGAAGUCGAAACGGAAUCACAACUCUACCGUCAAUUGCUUUGAAAAUCAAAUUUUUUGCUGUGAUUUUGUCGUUCAGAGAUUUUUUCCUUCAAAUCAUUCUAUUGUGUCCGUAUUUACUUUUUAACACUAUCGCGCCCAUUCUAUAUUUUUAUUUAACGUUAUUUAUUGAGAUAAUGACAUUAAUUUUUAGUAUUAUACAGAACAGAAUUUUAUGGUAUUUUUGUGUUCUUACAGGCAUCGCUGGAAAAUAUAGACAUCAGCUGGCAUAAGAAUAUAACCAGGAUAACAACUCAAAAAUAAGUCUUUUGAAUCCCUUAUAAUUUUCAACAUUGAAAACAUAUUUAAUUGCGGUAAUCGACUCUAGAAUUUACAGACGGCGUUUUUACGCUCAACCCUGCUACAAUGCUUUCUGUUCAGCAGCUAUAUAUGUAUAUAUGUUGAUGUACAAAAUUUUCUUUCAAUUAAUAUACGACGCAGUGAUGA